AUGGAUUUCAUACAAGACGGCUCGUCACCCAGCCCCGACGUCGCCAGCAUUCUCGCGCUCAUCGUCAUACUCUUUCUCUCGCUCAAGAUCCUGGACAUGAUGUACCGGGCAGUCAUGUUCUGGAUCAACAUGUUCAUACGGAUCGCAAUCUGGGGGUCGGUUUUAGUGGUAGGACUGUGGGUGUAUAAUCGCGGUCCGGAGGGGUUUGUCGAAGAUGUCAGCGGGCUGGCGGAGUUUUGGAUGGGCGAGUUUCAGAAGUACACUGGUGAGGUUAAGGAGUAUAGGGAGAGCGAGAAGAGUCAGAUCAAGAUGAAGGCCGAGCAGAGGAAGAAGGGGUGGCGGUAG
Parastagonospora nodorum SN15 is the source of this 345-nucleotide messenger RNA. RefSeq lists its product as hypothetical. NCBI's taxonomy places the organism in Eukaryota, Fungi, Ascomycota, Dothideomycetes, Pleosporales, Phaeosphaeriaceae. The coding region runs from base 1 to 345 and encodes 114 amino acids. The transcript is spliced from 2 exons. The record is from RefSeq and is a predicted model, not a curated record.